UUCAUCAACCUUUGCAUGCAGCGGGACACAUUUUGAACCCAGGGCUCUAUUAUAAAAAUAAUGACAUGAAGACUUUAACUGAAGAUGUGUGGCAGGGAUAUCAUAAAUGUGUUGAGAGGAUGAUCCCAGAUAAAAAUUUGCAAGACAAAAUAGGGGAGGAGCUUGGUGUGUACAUGAAAGCGGAUGGCCUACUUGGAAUUGAAUCAGCCAUUAGAGCUAGAACCUUAAGGUCACCAGUUGAAUGGUGGAUGCAAUAUGGUCAUAAUGUCCCAAACUUGCAACAGUUUGCUAUUAGAGUGCAAAGUUUAACUUGUAGCGCAUCCGGUUGUGAGAGAAAUUGGAGCGUGUAUGAACAUAUUCAUAGUAAAAAGAGAAAUAGGCUUGAGUUGACACGCCUCAAUGAUCUAGUGUUCAUCAAAUAUAAUAGAACAUUGGCGCGUCGUUACAAUGCUCGUAAUACCAUUGAUCCAAUUUUGUUGGAUAGUAUUGAUGAGGCAAAUGAAUGGUUAACCGGAGCACCCCAAGAUCACCAAGAUGAAGAAGUGUAUGAAGGAGAAAGUCUCACUUAUGGUGAUGUUUCUAUGGCAAGUGGUGUUGAGGAGAAUAUUUAUAGUUUUAGGGGGAGUACUUUAAGGGGCAAUGAAAGAGGAGCUAGAGGUUCCAGUUCAAGUCGAAACCUUGUUGAUGAGCCUUCUGAUGAUGAAGAAGAUGAUGACCAAGUAGAACCCUUGGUUAUGGCACUUGAAGAGUUUGAGGAUCUUGUUGAAGAAUAGGAGUUUGAUUCUUUUGUGAUUUAAUUAUGUUUUUGAUUUUUUGCUUUAUAUGUUAUGACUUAUGAGUAUUAUUGACUAUCUAUUUACUUUUAAUCUAAGAAUAUAUUACCUCUAUUCAGUUAUUUAAUAUUUUUUUAUUUUUAUACUAAA
Molecule: messenger RNA, 923 nt
Organism: Solanum verrucosum
Lineage: Eukaryota; Viridiplantae; Streptophyta; Magnoliopsida; Solanales; Solanaceae
Exons: 3
Coding region: 66-773 (235 amino acids)
Molecular function (GO): protein dimerization activity
Source: RefSeq, a predicted model, not a curated record